CUUUUCUUUCCAGAGCGAAAUCAGAGGAAGAAGAAGAGAAAAGGGCCUCAGCUGUUCUCUUGACAUUCUGUUUGAUCAGAUAGAAAGUGAAAGAAAUUUUCCCAGAAAGGGAAGGAAAGUGUUGUAGAAAGCGGGAGAAAGAGUGAAAGUCGACCAUGUCUCUUGGGUAUGCAGAGAAACUCUCGUACAUAGAAGAUGUGGGUAAAGUUGGAAUGGCUGAGUUCUUUGACUCAUCUCGCGUGUUGGAAGAGAAGAUUGAACAGCUUGCAAAAAUGAUAGAGAAGAGUACGCAUCUAGUGGUGUUUACAGGUGCAGGAAUAUCAACUUCUUGUGGUAUACCCGAUUUUCGAGGUCCCAAAGGAAUAUGGACAUUGCAGCGUGAAGGCAAACCCUUACCUGAAGCAUCACUACCUUUUCAUCGUGCAAUGCCAGGCCGGACUCAUAUGGCUUUGGUUCAAUUAGAGAGGGCUGGCAUUUUAAAGUUUGUAAUUAGUCAGAAUGUUGAUGGACUGCAUCUUCGAUCUGGGAUUCCAAGGGAGAAACUUGCUGAAUUGCAUGGGAAUUCCUUUAUGGAAACUUGCCCUUCAUGUGGAGUCGAAUAUUUGAGGGAUUUUGAAGUGGAAACUAUUGGAUUGAAGGAGACUUCUAGGCGUUGUUCUACUGUAAAAUGUGGAGCUAAACUUAAGGAUACAGUUCUUGAUUGGGAGGAUGCCUUGCCUCCAAAGGAGAUGGACCCAGCAGAGAAGCACUGCCGAAUGGCUGAUAUUGUACUAUGUCUGGGAACUAGUUUGCAGAUAACUCCAGCAUGCAAUUUGCCUCUGAAAUGCCUACGUGGUGGGGGAAAGAUUGUAAUUGUGAAUCUUCAGAAAACUCCAAAGGACAAGAAAGCAAGUUUAGUGAUUCAUGGAUUUGUAGACAAGGUCAUUGCAGGUGUUAUGAACUUGCUUAAUUUACGGAUUCCUCCAUAUAUCAGGAUUGAUCUUUUCCAGACAAUCCUAAGUAAAUCUCUUAGUGCAGAUGAAAAAUAUGUAAAUUGGAAUAUUCGUGUGACCAGUGUUCAUGGACUGAGUGCUCCAUUGCCUUUCGUUAAGUCUAUUGAGGUUUCCUUCUCAGACAAUCAUAAGUACAAAGAAGCUUUUAUAAUUAAAGAGCCAUUUCAGCUUAAAAGGAGAACUGGAAGGACAGAAACAUUUAAAAUUUUCUUGAAACUCAAUUUCAGUGAUGGGUGUGGUUGUCUAUACACCCAAAUUACAACCCCUUUUGAUUUUGAGGCUUCAAGUGAAUGUUUUAAGCAUGAUAAAGAUGUCAUAUUUCAGAAGUUACGAGAUAUGGCGGUUCAAGGUUCCUGCUCUGGACAGACUGAAGUUAUUGAAAGAAAGGCCACAUUAUCUCCCAAAACCGAGAUCACUGUCCAUGCUAUUGUUACAAAUGUUAAAGCAUUUGAUUAUCAUUCAAGUAAUGGUGAUGUGAAGGCAGUGAAGCUGCAAAAAGAAAGCAUGAAUGGAAGUGGAACAUCCCGGAAGCGGUCACGCAAGCGAAAGCCAAGAUCAUAGAGGUCCGUAUACCUCCUUCUCUGGUGUCUGUAUAUAUGCUACUAUGCUAUUAUCGGAAAAACAGUAUAAAAUACGGGGAUUGAGUGAAUUUUGUUAGAUAUUAACACUCAAGUCUCCUCAGUUUGAGUAUGCAAUUAUGCAUGGCUAGGGAAAUCUUGUUCUUUAUAUUUUGUCUUUGGACAAAAUAUAAUGUUAGCGGCUGAUCUUCAUACUGUUACUUUGGAGUUUGAUCUUUGUUAUUAUUAUUCUAAAAGAUAUGUAGCCCGUUUGCAUGGGUUAUUCUAUGUUUAGUUUUUUUAACUACUUAUCUGUUUGAUCCUUUUAUAAAGCUUGUUACUGUAC
Messenger RNA from Rubroshorea leprosula, 1895 nucleotides. NCBI's taxonomy places the organism in Eukaryota, Viridiplantae, Streptophyta, Magnoliopsida, Malvales, Dipterocarpaceae. The record is from the annotation of a GenBank genome assembly.